Quercus lobata is the source of this 615-nucleotide messenger RNA. RefSeq lists its product as uncharacterized. The coding region runs from base 100 to 270 and encodes 56 amino acids. Gene Ontology annotation, molecular function: proton transmembrane transporter activity. The transcript is spliced from 3 exons. NCBI's taxonomy places the organism in Eukaryota, Viridiplantae, Streptophyta, Magnoliopsida, Fagales, Fagaceae. Gene Ontology annotation, biological process: proton motive force-driven ATP synthesis. The record is from RefSeq and is a predicted model, not a curated record.
CAUUUUCUCUCUCUCUCUCUCUCGCUGCCAAUUCUAGGGCUUGUUUCAACUCUCUCUCUGCUCUCAUUCACAAAUCCGAAGAAGAAGAAGACAAUUCCCAUGGCGCCGCCUCCAGGACCCUAUUCAGGAACCAGCACUCUCGCUUUGGUGGCGCGUGCUUCGGCCUUUUCAUUUGGAGUCGUUUACGGAAGCAUUAAGCUUAAGUACCUCAAGGCAAAGGCUAAGUCUCAUAAGAAAGCAGAAGCGAAAGCAGCAAAGGCUCAUCACUGAAGGGAAUGGGCUCCCUUUAACAUUGGAAUUUAGGCAUGCGUUCUGUUUGGUAUAGAAAAUAAUGCAAAAUGAUGAAUUGUACCAUUUUUUCAUCAAUGCUUCAAAGCAUUUUGGAUUAUGAUGAACAGCUUAUAGCUGCUGAAGUUUUUUUACGAGAAUUGUUAACUUGUUCCUCUGAGAAAUCUUUAAUUAGUUGUUCUUUUGCAAUCUGUAAUGGCAUUUCAGUUUCUAUUGCCAUGUGAACCAUGGGGAAAAAUGUUAGAUGAUGGUAUCUUCCCUUCACGCAAAUAAUAAUUAUUUUUUACUCUGAAACCAUAUUGCAUGGUUUCUGCAGUGUUUAAUCCA